UUUGUACUUUCGUUUUCCAGUUUAAGCGUCACACCGAAACUAUUUAAAACCCCAGCACCUGCCUUGUGAAAUGACAGUAGAGAAGACAAAGAAGCUGAAAGCACAGAACUGUCCUCUAUCACUCCUAACUGCAGCUUCCUAAGACUAAGCACAGGAUGGCAGAGUUUAAACUACGUUCCUACCAGAAGGAAGUGGUUGAAAGGGCACUGAAGGGAGAAAAUGUUAUCAUUUGGCUUCCAACUGGAGGUGGAAAGACCCGAGCUGCUGUCUAUGUAGCCAGAAGGCAUUUGGAGACCACAGCAAAUGCUAAAGUGAUGGUGCUGGUCAACAAGGUUCAUCUUGUGGACCAACAUUACACCAAAGAGUUUAAGCCUUAUCUGGGUAAUGGUUAUAGACUCAUGAAAGUCAGUGGUGACAGCCAGGAGAAGGAUUUCUUCGGGAUAGUGGUGCAGGACAAUGACGUGAUCAUCUGCACAGCCCAGAUCCUGUAUAAUGCUUUGAUCAACAAGGAGGAGGCAAAACACGUUGAGCUCUCAGAUAUCACUCUACUGAUAAUCGACGAGUGCCAUCACACCCACAAGGAGUCAGUCUACAACAAAAUAAUGAGAUGCUACGUGGAGAAAAAGCUGAAAGGACAACGACAGAUACCACAGAUCCUGGGUCUCACUGCCUCACCUGGGACAGGAGGUGCAAGGGUCCUGGAAGAUGCUGUGAAUCAUGUGCUGGAGAUCUGUGCCAACUUAGACUCAGUUAUUGUCUCAACUAAAAACUACACUCCUGAGCUGGAGGAGAAGGUGCCCCGGCCCCAAAAGACCUUUGACAUUGUGGAGAAGAGAGCAGCAGACCCAUUUGGAGACCAUAUCAAGUGGAUGAUGCAGCAGAUUCACGGAUUCAUGAACCUUCCUUCUGACGUGAGGCUUAGAGAGUGUGGCACACAAGAAUAUGAGGCAGAUGUUGUGAUUCUGGAGCAACGAGGAGUUAGAGAGGACAACAGGCUCUUGGCACAAUGCGCACUCCAUCUGAGACAGUAUAAUGAUGCUCUACUCAUUAAUGACACGCUGCGAAUGAUGGAUGCAUAUCGCUCUUUGGAGGAAUUCUACAACACAAAAGUCACUACGGCCAUUGAUGGGACAGAUUACUUCCUGGUGGGACUUUUUCAAGAGAAUCAGGUGGAGCUGAAGAAUUUUGCUACAGAUUCCCGCUUUGAGAACCCAAAAAUGGCAAAACUUGAGAGCACUCUCCUUGGCCAGUUCGGUCCAGAUGUCCAGUCUCGGGGCAUUCUCUUUUCCAGAACUCGCAGGAGCACCCACUGCCUCCUCGACUGGGUCCAGAAGAAAAGGACAUUGCAGAAAGCCGGGAUAAAGGCUGCCAUCCUUACAGGGGCUGGUAAUGGCAUCACUUAUAUGACACAGAAUGAGCAGGCAGACACAAUCCGCAACUUCCGAAAUGGUACACUGAACCUCCUGAUCUCCACCAGUGUGGCUGAGGAAGGCCUCGACAUCCCUGAAUGCAACCUAGUGGUACGAUAUGGACUCCUUACGAAUGAGAUUGCACAGCAGCAGGCCAGUGGACGUGCCCGAGCAAGGGACAGCCAGUAUUCAGUGGUCGCCCAAGAAGGCGGACGGGAGAUCCGCCGAGAACGCAUCAACGAAUACUUGGAAGAGCUGACUGGAAAAGCCAUCGCUAGGGUCCAGAGUAUGAGUGAGCAUGAGUUCCGCAGAAAGACCAAUGAAAUUCAAACACAGACCAUUAUUAUGAAUAAAGUUUUACAAGAUCGUAAAACGGAGAAGAAGAACCGACAUGCUGCUUCUAGCAUCAGGAUCUUGUGCAGAAACUGUUUUGCACAAGUGGCAUCUGGGAGUGACUUUAAACUUCUUGAAAAUGCACACUAUAUCAAUGUAAAUUCUGACUUUAAAAAUCACUACAAACUGGGUGGAGAGGUGGUGCUAGAGAAACGUUUUGAGGACUGGGAGCCUGGAUGCACAGUCAGCUGUAAUAAUGGCAACUGCAACAAGGAUUGGGGAUUUGAAAUGAAAUACAAGAAGGUAGCCAUACUUCCAAAUCUUGCCAUCAAGAACUUUGCCUUGGAGACACCUGAAGGAAGGGUCACAGUUAAAAAGUGGAAGGAUGUUCCUUUUAUGGUCGAGGAGUUUACAUUUGAACAGUACUGCAAUGACCACUUCCCAGACUUGUUUGAUUAAGACAUAGAAAAGCUCAGUGUGUUUUUCUGACUCCAUUUUCCUUUUUGUUUCCUCUACAUUUUUAGAGGGAUAUGGUCAAAAUUUGUUGUACUGUCGGAGGUGCUUGAAAAUAAGCACAUCCUUUAAAAAAAAAAAAAAAUUUCACUCCAUGUUAAGUCAUAUUAGUGCUGGCGGGCCAGUGAGAUAGAAGCUUAAAAACCCAUUGCUUAUUGAUCAUGCUUGAAAUUAGCGAGACGGCUUUGUUUAUGCCCAAGGUCUUCCCUGUGCUGCACAUAUGAUACGCUUUUCCUCAGCUUCAUUGAAAGUCAAAGCAGAAAACUAUCUUUGGUGUUGCAUAAGCUUUGCUGAACAUAUUGUAUUCACACAGGACUCUACAUGAAUUCUCUUUCAGACACUUUAGUAGGAAUGAAACAUUUAGAAUCAAUAAAGAAUGAAUUUGAAUGCUUUAUAUUUCUUCACUCAUGUAUACGUUUUAAACCAAUUCAAAGCGGAAAUAAAUUUUUUAAUUAAAUUUC
This is a messenger RNA of Xiphophorus couchianus (Monterrey platyfish), 2716 nucleotides long. It is a transcript of the gene dhx58, whose product is annotated as DEXH (Asp-Glu-X-His) box polypeptide 58. Gene Ontology annotation, cellular component: cytoplasm. The coding region runs from base 156 to 2201 and encodes 681 amino acids. The transcript has 12 exons. Lineage: Eukaryota; Metazoa; Chordata; Actinopteri; Cyprinodontiformes; Poeciliidae. Gene Ontology annotation, biological process: antiviral innate immune response; cytoplasmic pattern recognition receptor signaling pathway; negative regulation of RIG-I signaling pathway. The record is from RefSeq and is a predicted model, not a curated record. Gene Ontology annotation, molecular function: zinc ion binding; hydrolase activity; ATP binding.